Messenger RNA from Aspergillus versicolor CBS 583.65, 1680 nucleotides. RefSeq lists its product as uncharacterized. Gene Ontology annotation, molecular function: DNA-binding transcription factor activity, RNA polymerase II-specific; transcription cis-regulatory region binding; zinc ion binding. Gene Ontology annotation, cellular component: nucleus. The coding region runs from base 1 to 1680 and encodes 559 amino acids. The record is from RefSeq and is a predicted model, not a curated record. The transcript has 4 exons. Gene Ontology annotation, biological process: regulation of DNA-templated transcription; DNA-templated transcription. Lineage: Eukaryota; Fungi; Ascomycota; Eurotiomycetes; Eurotiales; Aspergillaceae.
AUGAGCUGCAAAUUCGACUCCAAGUUCAAAAGAAAACCAGUGAGAGGGUCGCUUGAGAAAGCGAUGGAAGAGAAUGAACGAUUACGCCGGCUUGUUAACACAGAAACGACGCCUGUUAAAUCAGAUCUGGACGCUAAUUUACCAGGAGGGCAUGCCUUGCCACCUGUGCAAAAGGAUCAAGAGCCCCCUUUGCCGAGUAGCUUUACCUGGGAAUUACCACAAGCCCAGCUACUCGAAGAAGUUGAAUUAGAUGGCUUGACUAUCCGAGACCUCUUUGAACACUUUGCUCGUCAUUAUUUCCAUCACCUUCCCAUUCUGGAUUUGACAAAGUCGAUAGAUUCUAUCAGGAUCGUAAGCCCUCUUCUUUUCUGGACGAUAAUUGUCAUUGCGUCCAGAAAGCACCCCCUACAUGGCGACCUCUCCCGUGUGCUCAAGGAGCCAUUUCUUCGAAUAUUGGCGAAUAGUAUGAUUCGAUCAGUUCGCAGCAUUCACACUAUUCAAGCCCUCCUGCUCCUUUGUCUGUGGCCGUUCCCCGUAGAAACCCAGCUGGACGACCCAAGCUGGGAGUACUGUGGAAUAGCCGUUGCUGCUGCCUUGAAGAUGGGCCUAGAAGGCUCUCCAGUGAACUGGGGUCAGCCCGUUCGACCGAGCCCAGAUGAGCAUACUUCGCGGUUAAAAACGUGGCUCGGGUGCUUUGUAGUUAGCACAAACCUGGCGGCUUGUCUGUCGCUGCCUCCCCCAAUGGCCUCCGUUGCUUCCUUAAUGCCUAGAGUUCGCGACUCUAUCAGGAGCAGCCUCCCAGAAGAGUUUUUAGCGCUUUUGGAAAUCCAAGCCUAUUCAAUCCGAGCUACUUCGCUGCUGAACGACCAAGUCAGCAGUACAGCCCAAAGAUCAUUCAUAGAGCUUCUUGACAGUGAUUUGGACGCUAUUGAAAGUCGUAUGCCGAGAGGAAUCUAUGCAUCACUUCAGAUUAGCAUAGUUGCAGCACGGCUUAGGCUGUAUUCGCUACCGCUGCUUUCGCGAACCUCACACAAGACCGCGAAUGAUGGCCCGGACGCUCUUACAAAGGCAACGUGGUACAAAGGCUUCCAUGCAGCCAUGAAGCUUGUGGAUACGUUUUCUGGCUGGGCUCAGUCAAGCCAAGAAGGUAAUCUUGAGUCGACAACCGAGUCGUUCGUCACCCAUUUUCCAAAGCAAUAUUUAUCUGCACUUGUAAUGGCAGGGAUGUAUUUUAUCAAUUUGCUGGCUAUUGACACCAAUAUAUCGAUACACGACAAGCUUCUCGCCCGGAACCAUAUCAAAAAGGCGUAUGAGACACUGACUGCCCAGUCGACAGAGGAAAGGGAUGAGCCUUAUCGAGCGGGAAAAGCAAUUGAAUUCCUCUCACGCCAUAUCGAGGCACAGGGCGUAUGCAUGGAACUGCGCCAGCCUGGCGAGGGAAAUCGACCUUUGAGCAUAAUAAACAGCGGGAUGAGAAUGGUGGGGCACUUUCGAAGCCAGCUAGGUUCUCAGGAGUCGAACGUCGCUGAAGACUCACCCGCCGGGGUUUCGGAUCUACCAGCGUUGGAAGACUUUACCGAUCUACCACCAUUCGGAGACGACUUGUUUGAAUGGAAUUCCUGGUUCGCUGGUAUGGAUAACAUCAGCACAUUGUUCCAAAUGCCAGCCACAACUCCUUAG